AUGUAUCUCAUUUAUAUUCUACGAUUAUUGUUACUGUUUGGAUCCACAAUUGAAGCGUCUCAUUUUCGUGGUGGUACAAUUACUUGGAAACCGAUUAGUAAUAACAUCACAGCCGGUAGUACAGUUUCGAUUGUUAUUACUCAAACAUACAGUUGGACAGGCUCCGUAAUUACAUGCAAUAAUAGUAUGAUUGCUGAUCAAUCACCGCCUAUUAAUAUAGGAACGAAAGCAGGUGCUGGAGUCAAUUUAACAUGUAGUGCUAAUUGUUCAACAUCAGGUGGCUAUGUUGGUAAUGAAGUACCUAUUACUGGCUAUUGUACUGAUUUUUCUACUGCGCUUGACUUAACAGUGAGUCAGCGAUCCGAUAUAGUCAAUCUUACUAGUGGAGCUUAUUUCGUUGCGACUUUUGCUACUAGUGGAGGAUGGCAAACAUUAGCAUUAGGAAAUUCAGCUGGUUGGAGUCUUUCAUCUUUAAUUGACAUACGUCUAAGAUCGGACAAUGGACUAAUUAAUACACCACCUGUAGCUACAUGUAUUUCAUAUCUAAGUAUACCUGUUAAUGUUCAACAAACAAUUCAAAUCCCAGUUCUUGAUGCAGAUAAUGAUUAUCUUCGAUGUCGAUUUGCAAAUGGAACAUCAGAAUGUGCCUAUGCUUGUCCGCCAGGAUCAUUGCCAACGGGUACAACUUUAUCUACGUCUUGCGCUCUCACGAUCACUGGAAUCACUGCCGGCGAUUAUUAUCUUGUUGCCAUACAGGUCGAAGAUUUUAUAACGAAUACCAGUGCGACUCCAUUGAGUUCUGUUUCACUUCAAUUUUUGAUUUAUGUUUAUGCAACGACAACGUGUACACUUAAACCUCUUUUAUUAGCUGAUAUCAAUAGUGGUGUUUGCCAAGGUGUACAAGUCGGUGUCAAUUUUACAAUGACAUUUACAGCUGUAAAUCGUUGUGGUAGUGAACGAACAAUCAUUGACAUCGCUACUUUAUCUUUUCCUAUUAUUAUCAAGAGUACACUUGUUCAGAAUACUGCCAAUGCAUCAUUAUGGUCAAUGAAUAUGUCAUGGAUUCCCACGGCUAGUCAAGUUGGUUCACAAGUCUUUUGUGCUAUUGCAAGUGAUAAUGCAAGUGUUCAAUCAGAUCAGUACUGUAUAACAUUUUUUGUUGGUCUCACAAGUAUUCCAUUAUGUCCAGGAGUGACUACUGCAUCAACAACAACAACAACAACAACAACAACAACAACAACAACAACAACAACAACGAUAACAACGACGCAAACAUCAACCACUUUAAUGGAUGAGACAUCACAGCAGAACUUACAAAAUUCAACAGAAGCUAUUACAACGAUGAAUAUCACAUCAUCAGCGAAUGUAGAAACAAGUAUGCUAAUAAAUUCAUCUGUAUCAUCAUCAACUGUUAAACCGAACAAUACAAUUAAUUUACCAUUAAUUAUUGGCCUAUCAUUGCUAGGAUUAGCUUUGGCUGUAUGUUGUUCGAUUUGUUGUUGGUGGUUUUUAUUUGGUUGUAAACGUCGUCGACAACGUCGAAAAACAAGCGAUGACUUGGAAUACUGCUUUGUACGGAGUCCAACAAAUGGAAAUUCUCAUCGACAACUUUUCAGCGGAAAAAAUCAACAUGAAAAAAAUGAACUAAGACAAGGUAGCAGUGUCACAGUCGUCAAUUAUCCACCAAUAUCAAGCGAUGUUACUGUUACUAGAAUUAAUCAAAGAGAUAAUACACCUAUUGACAAUAAAGACAAUGUAAGAAGCAAGCAAUUAUCUGGAAAAUCUAUCGAUUCUCUACAUUACUCAAAUUCAUCUGCAUAUGCACAAGGAAUCGAUCGACAAGAUAAUAUAACAAAGACAUCAAAUAAUAAUUUUGUGCAUAUUCGAUCUGCUUUACAAGAUUCUUCUGAUUUAAUAACUUUUUCGUCUUCUUCUGCACCAACAUCAGCAAAAAAGAAUCAUUUUACUUUUAUGAAACUUCCUCGACUUACUAAAUCAUCGAUCGAACCGCAUUCAUCAACAUCAAUUAUUGACAAUAGAACACAAUCGAACGAAAUCCAACGCAGUGAUUUUAAUAAUUCAAAAGAAAACAAAAGAACUCGACAAGCUCUAUCGAGUGUUUCUGUUCGUCGAAUAAAACGAUCGUCAUCAGCUGGUCCAAGUCCAAGCACUCAUAUAAUUCCACGUGGUAUCAUAGUUUCAUCGCAUGCAAAUCUAAAUCGAAUUACAGUCACUAACUUCAAAUAA
Messenger RNA from Rotaria sordida, 2247 nucleotides. Lineage: Eukaryota; Metazoa; Rotifera; Eurotatoria; Philodinida; Philodinidae. The record is from the annotation of a GenBank genome assembly.